AUGCGUGCCACGCCCGUGCAACGCCACCACCUGGAGAGGAGCGAGCCUCAUCGGAGAGAUCUGCUUCAUAGAAUUCCUCCUCAGGAGAAGACUCAUAGCAUAGAGAGCCUCAAGACGAUUGGGGAAGCUCUGGAGUUGGUAGGAAUCUUGAUUGCUGUGCACAACCUUGUCACCACGCAAACGAUUGGUUUCCGUCUCAACUCAAACUUGCACAGGCGUCAGUAA
Trichoderma citrinoviride is the source of this 225-nucleotide messenger RNA. RefSeq lists its product as hypothetical. Bases 1 to 225 code for a protein of 74 amino acids. NCBI's taxonomy places the organism in Eukaryota, Fungi, Ascomycota, Sordariomycetes, Hypocreales, Hypocreaceae. The record is from RefSeq and is a predicted model, not a curated record. The transcript has 2 exons.